UUUUGAAAAUGUCAUUUAUGAUUGUCCGUAUGUCCGAUUGUCCGUAUGUCCGAUUGUCCGUAUUGUCCGAUUGUCCGUAUGAUUGUUGUGCAUUCAUGCUGUAUAUUAAUAUUUAUGUUUUGGUAGAGCCAAAUCCCUAUUCAAAAAUAGUAUUAGUGUAGUGGUAUUCAAAAAAUGUUUACCUCACUAUCUGGUAACUCUCCAUUUAAAAAAUGGUACCGGGGACUUUAUAGAUAUACUUAAUUGCCAAUAUGGGUUAUAUCAUCUGCUCUCUAACACAAUAAACAAGCCCUUAAAAACUAAGUUCUGCCAAUUAGAACAUUAGUAAUCCUCCAGUCCAUUUCUGUCAUAAAUUCGAUUUCUCUGUCUGUAUCUGUCACAUUUAAUUACACCCGUUAAAAAAGCAUAAUUAGCAUUUAAAUCUCUCCCACUUUUUCUCCCUCCCUCUCACACUCCUCAUGUCUCUGUUUCCAAGGCAACUAAUGCUUUUUCCCUCUCCCUCUCUACCUCUCCUUUCUCUCCCUCACUCCCUCCUUCUGCUGCGAGAGGAGAGAUGGUAGAAAGAGCAGCUUUGCUGUGAACAGCUGAAGCGAUGGGGAGAUGCUCCCUCUCUCCUGUUACCCGAAUGGCUGCCCUCUGCUGUCUCCUGGUUGCAGUGGCGAUUCGCCCCAUAUCAUGUGAUGAGGGUCAGAAAAGUGCAACGAAGCAAGGGGGUGAAAGGGAGCAGGUGAAAGCAACACAGAGAGGCUCACUCUCACCUCAGCUGUCUGUCACAACUCAGGCCACUCCCACCCCGCUCUGGGUGGUCGUUUGGGGUCCGACAGAGAUGAACGAAGAUGAGACAAGCCUCUUUGUGUCUGGCCAACAAAUGGAUCAUUAUCAAAAGGCGACAAAGUCUUGGAAACAACACAAGAGUGCUCCAACCAGUGGACCACAAGAGACCUUACUGGGAGAGAGAGAGAGAGACACUCAGGAAGCUGGAGAAGGACAAGUCAAUGAGGAGGCACCAGAGGAAGUUGACCCUCAGUUCUAUGUCACAGUGACGAUAUCCUCAGUGUUAAUUGUGUCGGCAAUCAUCAUAACUGCUAAACUCUGUUAUGAUCACAGAAGUUCCUGGCACCCCCCGCCUCUUUCCCAUGCUAUGGCUCCCUCUCUUUCUCUGUCUCUCCCUUGUUCCCUCGCUCCAGAGGGAAGCAGACAGACACUACAGAGCACUCCCUCUGUCAGAGACAGAAUGCCUGAGGUGAUCCUCUAAGAAGACUCAGAAGACUGUUUUCAAAUUAAAUGAUUACAUUUCUACUUUGUAUUUUGAUUGUGUGAAAUAGCAAUUGUACAUUAUUUUGUUUUUUAAACUGUGUGACAAAUAGGUGUUCAUACAGUGAUUGAAUUUGUAAAGAUAAUCUCAGCUCAUCCUGACUCGGUCUGUACUGCAUAUAUCUGGAUUAACUGAUUACAUCUAUUUUUGAUGCCUUUGUAUUAUCCCAUAUCCCUCAGUAUUGCUGUGUAGAAUAUGCCAACUUCUGUUUAUGUACCCAGUGACUUCCCUUUUUGGGGACCAAGCCACACUUGAAAUGUUUAUUUUUAAAAUGUAUUAUUACGCCAUCCAAAGACUUGUUUUCAAGAAGCACUUUCAGUUCCUUAAGUGUGCGCGUUAAUGUCCAGCAAUCAUCCCAUUGCAACUAAUUACCCGCCAAACUGGAUAAGUAAGUGUUGAAAAGGAAGUCAUUCCAAGCAACAGUAUUGCUACUAUAUUUUCAAAGUUUGUAAAAGUAAUUUGGAUUCCAUUAUUAAUAUGAGGCUUACUUGCCAAACAGAUGCCUUUACUUUACAUAUUCAUUCUAUCUGACUGCUAACCAAAAAAGUUUUGUAGUUUGAAAGCUUUCUUAUGGCGCACUCAUUCAGAAACACUUUCUAUACUCAACAGUGCUGAAUGUUCAAAGCGGCCCAGUAAUUUCUGUAAAACCAUUGCAAAGUAGGUGUAAUCUAGAGCUGUCUCCUUCAUGUGGCAUGUCUGAAGUCCAAUUAUUUGCCAGCAAAGCAAGCAAGCAUAAGCAACCAAAGCAUUGCGGGUUAUCUACUGUGUUGUGAAGCAUGUUAAUUGAAUGACUCCAAACUCCAAUUCUAGCAUGCUCUAGCUAGAGAUGUUUUCUAUAAACAAAGAAACAGUUGCACACAAUGUUUUCUGGUGGAUGUUCAUUCAGCAGUAGCAGUCUAAGGCACUCUCUCAAUUGAAUCAACACUAUACACAUUAACAUGCAAGCAGGUGUACUAUUAUUUCAUAUAUGUAGUGUUUAUAAAAAAUGUUUAUUAUAUCAAAACACAAUUCAUUCUUCUAUGUUUGAAGUGGUGGGUAAUUCAUUUAUUUAUGCAUUCAUUUAUUAUAUAUGAUAUUUAUAUUUAUAUAUAUAUUUAUAUUAUACAUAUAUUAUUUAUUAUAUUAUUUUUAUUUAUUU
Conger conger (European conger) is the source of this 2453-nucleotide messenger RNA. RefSeq lists its product as uncharacterized. Gene Ontology annotation, biological process: regulation of immune response. The coding region runs from base 593 to 1255 and encodes 220 amino acids. The transcript is spliced from 6 exons. Gene Ontology annotation, cellular component: membrane. The record is from RefSeq and is a predicted model, not a curated record. Lineage: Eukaryota; Metazoa; Chordata; Actinopteri; Anguilliformes; Congridae.